GUGUCGAUGGAUUUCCGUUUUGAAUAUGGCGAAACAUCAUCCCGAUCUGAUUAUGUGUCGAAAGCAACCUGGAGUUGCAGUUGGAAGACUUUGCGAAAAGUGUGACGGGAAAUGUGUUAUUUGUGACUCAUAUGUUCGUCCCUGUACACCUGUUCGUAUAUGUGACGAGUGCAACUACGGCUCUUUUCAGGGUCGUUGUGUCAUCUGUGGUGGUGUAGGAGUAUCGGAUGCUUAUUAUUGUAGGGAAUGUACUAUCUUGGAAAAAGACAGAGAUGGCUGCCCCAAAAUAAUCAACUUGGGAAGUGCCAAGGCUGACCUGUUUUAUGAACGGAAAAAAUAUGGUUUUAACAAGCGUUAACAUACCCAUCUUAUCACAGGCCCUCACUCGAUGGCAACUUGAGAUCUAAAAAAUGGCAACUGCUGUAUUCUCCUUUCUCCCGAGUGUAUGUAUGUCUUUUUCCU
Messenger RNA from Galdieria sulphuraria, 462 nucleotides. RefSeq names its product PHD finger-like domain-containing protein 5A. Gene Ontology annotation, cellular component: precatalytic spliceosome; U12-type spliceosomal complex; catalytic step 2 spliceosome. Gene Ontology annotation, biological process: mRNA splicing, via spliceosome. NCBI's taxonomy places the organism in Eukaryota, Rhodophyta, Bangiophyceae, Galdieriales, Galdieriaceae. The coding region runs from base 26 to 358 and encodes 110 amino acids. The record is from RefSeq and is a predicted model, not a curated record. The transcript is spliced from 3 exons.